Cucurbitaria berberidis CBS 394.84 is the source of this 1183-nucleotide messenger RNA. RefSeq lists its product as uncharacterized. NCBI's taxonomy places the organism in Eukaryota, Fungi, Ascomycota, Dothideomycetes, Pleosporales, Cucurbitariaceae. The transcript has a single exon. The annotation marks the transcript as partial. The record is from RefSeq and is a predicted model, not a curated record. Gene Ontology annotation, cellular component: nucleus.
CAUGGCAUCAAAGGACGCCCACCUCUACGGCGCACGACCCAAAUCCCGCACAAAGGCAAAAGAAAUCUCCAGCUCGAGCACACUCGCCUUCUCCUCGACCCUCUCCAACCUCAUCAAAGCCUCGUCGUCGGAAUCGAGCAAGCCCGCCGCAGGCCGCGCGCGACCGCAGAAAGAAGACAUCUUCAAGACACACAACAAAAAUGUCAAGAAGCGUGCUUUGAAGGAUCUGGAAGAUUCAGACUUUACACAAAAACACCGUGGGCUCACAACAGAAGAGAAGGGCGAGGAUGAGGCGGCGUGGAAGCGCACGAAGCGGCGCAUGGAGGAGAAAGCGCGCUUAUAUGAUGCCUUAAAACGUGGGGAUGUCGAAGACAUUGACGACAAAUACGGUGUCGACUUUGAUCGCAAAUGGGCGGAGAAUCAGGACAAGGGCGAAGCAGCAUCGGCCUCCGAGUCUGAAUCAGAGGCUUCAGAAGUGGAAGAGCUGAUCGAAUAUGUCGACGAGUUCGGACGGACACGCAAGGGUACGAGGGCAGAAGUGGCACGCGAAUCGCGGCGCAAAAACACCCUCGCAGCCGACGAACCAGACCGCUUCACCGCGCGCCCGUCCAUGCCUGAAGCGAUAAUAUACGGCGACACAGUGCAAACCAAUGCCUUCAAUCCCGACGAAACCAUCGCGCAGCAAAUGGCCGACCUGGCCGCUAAGCGUGACAAAGAGCUCACACCACCGCCCGAACUGCACUUUGAUGGCAGAGCAGAGGCCAGGCAGAGAGGAACGGGCUUCUUCCACUUUUCCAAGGAUGAGGAAGAGAGGACGGAGCAGAUGGGCAGGAUGGAGAGGGAGAGGGAGGAAACGGAACGUGUGAGAAGAGAGCGGAAAGAGUUGAUCGACAAGAGAAAGGAAAUGAUCCGGGAGAAAAAGAGGCUGAUUCAGGAGAAGAGGAGUGCGGGGAAGGCGGAAAGAUUUUUGGACGACUUAGGGGCGGAGUUGUUCAAGGGAAGUGAUGAGGUUGAAGAGAAAGAGGGAGAUAAGGAGGAGAAGGGAGCCGCAUAACCUGUGGUCCUGUUCGAGAUCAUUGUCUAUUUUUGCGCUAUGAUACCCCUCAAUUGAACUUCUAUGCGAUGAACGACCCAUGUUGCACUGUUUAAUAUAUCACCAAUCUUUACUACUACCAUUUGCGUA